This is a messenger RNA of Fusarium venenatum, 4356 nucleotides long. RefSeq lists its product as uncharacterized. Gene Ontology annotation, biological process: siRNA processing. NCBI's taxonomy places the organism in Eukaryota, Fungi, Ascomycota, Sordariomycetes, Hypocreales, Nectriaceae. Gene Ontology annotation, molecular function: ribonuclease III activity; RNA binding; ATP binding. Gene Ontology annotation, cellular component: RISC complex; cytoplasm; nucleus. The record is from RefSeq and is a predicted model, not a curated record.
AUGUCUUCCACAGAUAAGGUCAUGGUGGACGCAUAUUCUAUCCCAGACUCCGAGAUCAAAACACUAGGAUCCUCAGUUGUUGAGAUAUCUGUUGCCGACGGGAGGGAGACAAUAACCAAUGUUCCUGACGCGGAAACACUCAUAUCUAUUGACUCCGAUGAUAAGUUCAUUGAGGAAGAGCAAGACGAUGAGGUCGAGGAUCAGCAGGUGACACCCAGCUCAGAGGUGGUAAAUCCCCGCGGUUACCAGCGAGAGAUGUUGGAACGGAGCCUCGAAAGGAAUAUCAUCGUUGCAAUGGACACAGGAAGCGGUAAAACUCAAGUGGCCGUGAUGCGCAUCCAACACGAACUUGACACAUGUGCACCAGACAAGAUCGUCUGGUUCUUAGGCAAGACAGUAUCGCUAUGCGAACAGCAGUACGACGUUCUUCAAAUACAAAUGCCGUCGGUGUCAAUGAGACUGCUGACUGGGCAGUUAAACAUUGACACAUGGUCUGAGGAUGUCUGGCCCCGUAUCCUCCACGGGACUCGCGUUGUUGUCUCAACCUUUGACGUCCUGCGAGAUGCACUGGACCAUGCAUUUGUCAGGAUAGACAUGCUGUCUCUUAUCGUGUUCGAUGAAGUUCACAAUUGCGUGAAGAAUAGCGGUGGUCGAAAGAUCAUGGUGAAUCACUAUCACAGACACAAGAGUGCUGGCAUGCCCGUGCCUGUUAUUCUGGGUUUAACAGCUAGCCCGGUGCAGUCGAGGUCGAGGCACGAUGAGAUCCGCGAGCUCGAAAUCACCAUGGAUGCGAUAUGUAUCACUCCAACGGUUAAUCGGGAAGAGCUACUCCGUCACGUCAAUAAGCCCGAUCUUUCCCGGGUACUGUACGAUGUAGAAGAACAUCCAGCUCGAACCCCCUUAAUGCAGACUCUACGGUCUGAAUACUUGGCGAUGGACAUCACAAAAGAUCCAAGUAUCACAAAAAUCCGAGAGCUCAUCGCUAAGAACGCGAGCACCGGACCUGAAGUACUAUCUUUGUUGAUGAAACACGGGACCUUCUCUCAGAAGCAGCUGAAGGCGUUUUGGAACAAAAGCAAGGACAUUCUUAGUGAACUUGGACCUUGGGCCGCCGACAAGUACAUCUCUGACUUGGUCAAUAUAUUCCUACAGAGGGUCGACUCGUCAUCGAAACUCAACGAUGCCUGGAACAACGAGGACAGAACCUAUCUCGCAGGGCAUAUGAGACAGAUCGCUGCUAGUCCCCAUCAACCCAAACUACCGGCCACACACAACUUGUCUGACAAGACGAACAAACUAAUUCAUGAACUCCUUACAGCUGAUGAGGACACGGUCGGUAUCAUAUUCGUCAGAUCGAGGGUUGCCGCCAACGUCCUUGGCUCUCUGUUAAAAGAGCACCCUGAGAUUCGAAAGCGGUAUCGUGCCAGUUCAGUAGUGGGAUUUUCAUCUACAAAAGUUCAUAAGCAGAACAUCCAUGAAUAUAUGCCUAGUUCAAGUACCGAGACAUUGCGCGACUUCAAAUCAGGUGUCAUCAAUCUUCUGGUUUCGACGAGUGUCCUUGAAGAGGGCAUCGACGUUGCGGCGUGCAACCUCGUCGUCUGUUUCGACGAGACAACCACCCUCAAAUCCCACAUCCAACGCCGCGGACGGGCUCGCAGAAAGAAUUCAAAGAUGAUUGUACUUACUAAAUCUACAUCUGACGUUCAGGAAUGGGAUUCUCUAGAGGCUGAGAUGAAGAGUCAGUAUGAGCAGGAAAGAGAAGAGUUGGACAGACUAGAGAUAGAGGCUCGCACUGAAGCGACGAGCUCGAUGUCCUUGGUUAUUCCAAAUACAGGAGCCAGACUGGAUCUCGAGAACGCUCGCCAACACCUCGAACAUUUCUGCAGCAAGGUGUUCCGACGGGACUACGUGGAUCAAAGACCUGUGUACGUUUACCAAAAGACAGAACAGGGAACAGCACCUCCGGGUUUUAGCGCCACGGUUACUCUUCCGGCUGCUCUGCCUCGGCACCUCCGCAAGACCCAGGGCAGAGGCGGAUGGAGAUCUGAAAAGAAUGCACAGAAAGAGGCAGCUUUCGUUGCAUUCGUCGGGCUGUACCAAGAAGGACUGAUUGGUGAUCACCUCCUUCCCCUUAACGCGGACUCGAAAGGAGCAGAAGAAGAGGUGCAGCUCACUCGACCCGAACUUCUAUUCAACCCAUGGCGAGACGUUGCACAAAAAUGGCAGACAGCCAAUGAUAAAUGGCUCUAUUCUUAUGAGUUCUUCGACCACGAGUACGUUACUCCUCUUCGUUUCAAUAUUGCCCUGCCUGUGGAGCUUCCUCAACCUCGUGACAUCACCGUCUAUCCCCAAGAAGGACUUACGUGGCAUGUCAAAUGCACCUCAAUCAAGAGAAUCUCCCAUGCAGAAUGCUUGGACUUGCCGGAUCAUACAUCUAUCCUAUUAGCGAUGCAUUUUGGCCACCGCUGGAACGUGGAAGACAGGGAUCAUGUGAUCAAACUCAUCUAUGAGAAUAGGGACCUUUCUCUGGAUCGUAUCGGAUCCAUACCCUUCAAUGAAAGCAUUGAUGCUGUAUUGGAAAAAAGAGUUCUAGUUCGGGACGCUAGAAAGACCCCCUACCACUACGUCCGAACGAUCCCCUCAAAACCGCUCAAAGAGCAAGUCAAGCAUCCAUUUUCAGAAUACGAAGAUGCUCCAGAAGAACAAUAUCUCGUUGUAGAGCAAUGGACGCGCAGAUCGGACCUAUUGCAUGAUUUUUUUCACGGCCAGACUCGGAGCGCCAGUACCAAACCGUACCGCUGGGUUAUCCCCAUUUCCCAAGCGACCGUCGAUGAGGUUCCUCGCCGUGCCGCUAAGUGCGGCAUGCUUAUUCCUUGCAUCAUUCAUGAAUUGGAGGUUCAGCUCAUCACGUCGGAACUGUCCUCGACAAUAUUGGCGCCAGUGGGUAUAACAGACUUGCAGUUGGUGAUCGAAGCCAUCAGCUCACGUAGCGCUGCGGAGCCUGUUGAAUAUGAACGUCUUGAGUUCUUGGGUGAUUCAAUUUUGAAGUUUUGCACGGUUACUCAGGCGUACUCUGAACACCCCUUUUGGCCGGAAGGCCUCCUCAACCAUUUCAAAGAUCAGCUAGUCUCCAAUAACCGAUUGACUCGUAUGUGCCUCGAGACAGGCCUAUCGAAAUUUAUUAUAACCAACCCGUACACUGGUCUCAAAUGGCGACCGCUGUAUCAGGACGACUUUCUAGAUGUGAAGCCAGCCGAGGGCGCAUCAAGGUUUAUUGGCCCAAAGGUUCUUGCUGAUGUGGUCGAAGCACUUGUUGGAGCCUCUUACCAGGAUGGAGGUAUGAACAAAGCUCUGGAGUGUAUCAAAGUCUUCUUAGGCUCCAAGUGCAACUGGUAUAAUGACGGAGUCGCCAGGGACAUACUAUUCCGAGAAGCACUUAGCGACGUACAAUUACCCCCCACGAUGGAGCCUUUGGAAGAGCUAAUUGGGUACACAUUUGAGAAGAAGUCUCUACUCAUUGAGGCAAUGACCCACGGAUCUUAUGCGGCUGAUACGCAGCAGCGAUCUUAUGAACAACUCGAGUUUCUUGGAGAUGCGGUUCUCGACUGUAUCGUCGUAACCCGGAUGUACCAGUUCGAUCCACCAGUGCCCCAUGGACGCCUACACAUGAUCAAGACCGCCAUGGUUAAUGCUGAGUUCCUCGCGUUUACAAACAUGCAAUACGGAUUGCUUCGACCCGAUAUCGAAUUCGAGGACGGCGAGCCAGUAUCCACAGAAGUAUCUCUUCCCAUUUGGAAAUUCAUGCGCCACAACUCUCAAGAGAUGGGUAGAAUUAUGAAAGAAACCCAAGCAAGAUUUGAGAGUCUUCAAGAUGAAAUCAAUGCGGCUAGAAUGAAUGGUACACAUUAUCCAUGGACACUUCUCGCACGUCUCCAUCCCAAGAAAUUCUACUCCGAUCUUAUAGAAGCUGUUCUGGGUGCCAUUUGGGUUGAUUCGGGAAACAUGGAAACAUGCACAGCCUUCCUUCACAAAUUCGGCAUCUUGCCCUACCUCGACCGGAUUCUCAAUGACAAUAUCCACGUACAACACCCCAAAGAAGAGCUCACCAAACUAUCGGUCAACGAGAAAAUGUUCUAUGACUGUACUCUGGUUGACGGACCUAUCAAGGAGUACCUCUGCACAGUCAAGGUUGGAGAUCGUAUCGUGGGAGUCGUGUCAGGGGCACUCAAUAAGAUUGAGGCCACGGCCAAGGCUGCCGAAGAGGCCGUAAACCUUUUGAAAGCGGAGCAGAGACGGGCAGAACAAGCGGCGCAGGAUGAAGUGGAGCGGUUUCUUGUUGCAAUGGACCUUUCUUAG